Schistosoma rodhaini is the source of this 4143-nucleotide messenger RNA. NCBI's taxonomy places the organism in Eukaryota, Metazoa, Platyhelminthes, Trematoda, Strigeidida, Schistosomatidae. The record is from the annotation of a GenBank genome assembly.
AUGAGACCAAGGGUACUGUCGAUCGGUGUCAGCACAGAAGCCUGUAUAGCUGUUGAUUACGGUUGGAAAGGACUUAUUGCUCUUGGCAGUUUCACCAACAUACUUAUAGUUGACCCUUGUUUCAGUAAAUCUUUGCAGUCGCUUCAGGGUCACCGCAAUAACAUAGUAAAUGUUCUGUGGGCUCCUGAAAAUCACUAUCAUGAUGAUAAAAACCCUUUUCAAUUAAAACUUGCUAGUGUUGACGCGUCUGGAGUAAUAAUUAUUUGGGAUGCUACUACAUCCUCUGCAACCUCAGAGUUCCGUGAGCCAGAUUCACUAGUCUUGGAUAUAUUAUGGCUACCAAAUCAGUGGGUUUCACGUGAUUUGUUGGCUGUUCUCCACUCUCACAACAGAUUCAUUAUCUGGAACACACAAACUCAAACAAGAUUGUGGAAGCACUCUUUUGGAGACGAUGUGGUUUCUUUUUCUUUGGAUAUAUUCUCUAAUUCAAAGAUGAUUUUUUGCUCAAAGGAAUAUUUCGUGGUGGAGAAUUUCAACGUCACUUCGUGUGCCUUUGGAAAAGGCAAAAAACUGAACAUUUCUGAGUCUGGUAGCAACAAGUGUUUUAUUAAUGAAAUAAACUCACGUGGGACAACGUCAGGAGAAACGCCAGUAAAACUAUCGUCUAGUGAACUAAAAGUCAGUCUUGGGAACUCUGACAGGACAUGUGAUUCUUCGAGUGAUAAUGCCCGAAUAACAUCUAUUAGAACAUGUUUGCAAGUUACUUACCAUCGAUAUCACAAGGACUGUGCGUUGUUUGUUUUUAGGAGGGAGAUUAUUAUUGUGAAUCUGGGACUGGUCCGCCCACUUCAUGUUGUUUCUUUAGACCCUUCUUGGCCUUCUUUCUCACGUGUUUAUUCUUGCACUCAACGUGAUGUCAUCAUUUGCCUACAUGAAAAUGGCAAUUUAAGCGUAUAUGCUUGUCGUGGUCUUGCUUUAGCAGCGGAUCCUUCUCUUCAUCCCUCUCAUUUACUGCGAAAACCUACUAAAGAAUCUUCUGAUCUCCACUCUGAUAACAAUUGCACUUAUGUUCUUGUUGCAACUGCUGCUUCUUCUAGACGCCCAAAACAAGUACAUCAUGUUGAUUUUUCUGUCAACCAAAUGAAUGAGUUGAAUAUCGUCGUAGCUUCAAUUGAUGGGCGUUUUCAGUUUUGGCAACUGCGAGCUGUUCGAGACUCAACUCUCUGUGAUGAGGUGAAACCAAUUUGGAGCCUUUCGGAUCUGCUACCCCAUGCACCUGUUGUAGAUAAGCCUCCAAUAAAGUUGUAUCUCGAAUUAAAUGGCUUAUACUCUCCAAGUAGAUCAGAACCAACACUGUGUCGCGUAUGUCCACCAAAUCUGAUGGGACUUUCAAUGUUAGAUUCGAUUCGUGGUCCAUUAGUGGCUGUUGGAAAUAAUCGUGGUGAUAUUCAGAUUUGGGAUGUAUCAUCAGCUAUAUUAUGGCGUGAAUAUCAUGUACUACCGGUACCUAUCAAAGGAAUUGAAUGGAUAGCAAUACCUCGAACAAUUUAUAGAAGUAAACAAAUCAAUGAAGAUUCUUCGAGAUCAUCAUCAUGUGAAUAUUCGUUAGGUUUAAUUGUUCAUGGUUGGCAAUCCAAAGAUGGUCACCAAAGUUCUCUUUCUGAAAAUACGUUAAAUAGAACAAAUACAAUCGGAAAAAAUUUUGUUACUACACUGGACUUAUCAACAGGUUAUAUGCGUAUAUUUCGUGAUACUUCAAAUCAAAAGAUUGACAAGACAGGUCCUCGCAUAGGAAUCAGUGUUCUCAGUGGUCAACUUUUAUCUGGAUCUAACGAUCAAGAAAAUCUUUUGGAAGGACCUAUUGACAUUCUUUGUGUUAGCCACUUAAACCAAUACGUUGGCAUAGCAAUUCGUAAGAGUCCUGUAGAAAUAUGGAAAUUAUCUAAUUCUUCUUUAAUAGUUAAACUACCUCUCCUACCAGAUUUAACAGCUGUUGCUUUGGACUGGUGUCAUUCGCCAACUAAAUAUCAACAAAGUCGUAAAAUUUCAGAUAAGAGUUCUAAAUCUGAGGACUAUGUUCAUUCAAAGGAAUCUGCUCGUACUCGUGAAUCAUGUAUUUUAUGCACUUCGGAUGGUAAUAUUCGCUUGAUUGCAGUAAAUAAUGAUUCAGUAGAUAGCACUUCAGUUUCAAAUACAAUUUUAAGUGGUCUACCUACUGUUAGUUUAAAUCGAAUUAAUUCAGUUGCUUGGUUCUCUGAUUUGGUUGCUUUUGGCACUUUUGAUGGCUUUGUAGCUGUUCGAGAUCUACAUAGUAAAAGAACAUUGUUUAGAUCAACUUGUUCAAAGUCACAAUCAAAUUAUUUUGAUCAAGCUCUUGGUACUUUUAAUGAACAAUAUUUCGACCCAGAUAUAAUGUUAGAAACAAAUACUCCUGUUGUACAUCCUUCAUUAAAUAUUCGACGUUUAUGCUUUACACCGGGUUUAUCGACUUUUACUCGUCUUCUUAGUUUGCAGUUUGAUUCCGUAUGUGUUUGGGAACCAAGACAGAUGCUCCUUUUAUGUAUGAUUGAAUUCGGUGCAUCAGUUCAUAAUUCCUCAAUUUGUGCUGAUUGGGUUUCUGUUGUUACUAAAUCAUCGGAUAGAGCUUUGUGUAUUCUUUUGGGUGGAGAUGGUGCUUUACGACUUGUACAAGCUGGUCAAGCUAAUUAUGAAAUGACAGUUGUCAAUUAUUCUAAUCAAUUAGUAAACCUUGGGAAUACAAUUUCUCGUGGAACUACUUUACAAGAUCCAAUUUCAAAAUUUUACAUUCAAAGUCCAUUGCCUGACAGACCUGACAUUCAAGAUCCUGUUUUAGUCCCGUCGUUACUUCCAUCCAUCACCGCUUUAAAUAUUCGGCAUCUCUUACAACAUCAACCAUGGUGUAAAAGGUCUCAAAAUAUCCCUUCAUCUAAAAAUGAGAAUUUAUUGGUUGAUAUAACUUCUAGUUCCCAAGCGUUAACAUGUGAUCACACCACCAUAACUAAUACUGAAUCAGACCAAAGCUCUUAUUCUAGUAGUGACUGUUCUCUUCUUGCUCCUGGUUUUGCAAAGAUUCAGAAUGCUGUAAAUAUAUUCCUAUACGGCCUCAAAACAAGACAUGAAUUAUCUACCAGUUUUAUGAAUCUCUCGAAUACUACCAUUAUUGAACGUUGUUUAUGGACUGCUCAAUUAUUUGGUGAUGUAUAUGAAGCAAAAUUUUGGCGAUUGGUUGCAAAUCGUCUACUACACAAAAAAGCUUUACAUAACAAUUCACAACAACUAAAUAACCAGUUAUGGUCUCGGUAUUUUCUAGAUUUAUCUUGGGAUUUUUUAGCUGACUGUGAUUUAUAUCGUCAGAAUGUUGAAAAGUUUAUAUCAUGUAUGGAAAAAUCACAUAAUUCACCUACUGAAAUUAUGGAUUGUGUUGAUACACUAAUUAUGGUCGGUCAACAGGAUCGUGCAGUUUCUUUAUUACUGGAAACACCUGUAGAUUCAAGUAAUUAUUCUAUAAAUAUGUAUCGUGCUUGCUUGUUUACGGCAAAUAUUUCUAGAAAAUCUCUUCUAUCCAAGUCUGAUGUAAAUCAACCUACAGAGGAUAAUUAUUUAAGUGUAGUAAAAUUAGUUGCUACAAAUUUACUUUCUAAUGGGAGAAUUAAUGACGGUAUUGGUUUAUUGUGUCUUAUUGGCUUACAAGCUGAUGCAUGCCGUUAUUUAGAAUCAUUCGAUCGAUGGGAUCGUUCUGUAUGGUUAGCUAAGUGUACAUUAUCAAUUGAAGAACAUGAUAAAGUAAUGAGACGUUGGGCGUCCUAUUUAGCUUCACCUCAGGUUAAUCGUAAAGAUUUUGCUAUACUCAUUUAUGUUUAUUUAGAAGAUCAUUCUAAUGUUUUAAAGUUACUUUUUAAUCUUAAACAAUAUCAAUUGGCAGCUAGAUAUCUGGAAGCAUGCCGUGAAUUAGGCUUAUUGAAUCCAACUGAAGAAACAGAAUCAUUUUACGAAUCAAUAUUUAUGGAAUUUGGUUCAUUUCUAAUAAAACUUGGUCAUCAUGAAGCUGCUAUGUAUUAUUGUAAUUUAGCUGGAAAAAUGGCUGAUUCAUUAAGAGCUGAAAUAGAUUUUCUUUUGUCAUAG